Molecule: messenger RNA, 1182 nt
Organism: Pocillopora meandrina
Lineage: Eukaryota; Metazoa; Cnidaria; Anthozoa; Scleractinia; Pocilloporidae
Source: the annotation of a GenBank genome assembly
AUGUCUUUAACCAGCAUGAAUUUUACGGAAAACUUCACUACUCCUGCAAGUACUACUGAACCACCCCGACCACAUUCCCAAGCCAGCAUCAUUGCCUCAGCGACAUUUAACACGAUUGUCAUGGUACUAACCAUAGUUGGAAACUCUCUUGUUUGCCUCAGUGUUUAUUACUUCCCUCGCCUUCGCAGGCCCACCAAUUUCUUAAUUGUGUCUCUCGCGGUAAGUGACCUGCUGGUGGGAUCUUUGUCGCUGCCCUUCAGAAUCGCACAGACGAUAAACCAGGAGAGCUGGCCAGAAAGUCUGGGUCCCGCUGGCUGCCAGUACUGGAUUUGGAUCGACAUGGUAUGCUGUGGUGCCUCUAUACUGAAUCUAACAGGAAUCAGCUUCGAUCGACUCCUUGCUGUAAAAUGGCCGCUUACGUACCACGAGAACAUGACCACCAAGCGAGCUACUUUGAUUAUUGUAAUAGUCUGGGUCUUCGCAUUGGUUGUUGCCUGUUUGUCGUUCGUGAAGUGGGGCGGACACGAAACAAUCAUCAUAACACCCCAAUGCUCCAUACAGGCUAAAAUCUAUAUUACCAUAUUAGCCGUUGCCGCAUUCUUCUUCCCGUUAACCGUUCUUAUUUUCAACUACGUCCUGGUUUUGAAGAUCGCCAUUCAGCACGCGAGACAGGUGCAGAAAGAUAGGGAUGCUAUAGCCGUGAACUUUUUGGCUGAACAGGACGCCAACGAAGAUACCAGUGGAAUCACCAGCUCACCCGCAUCCAGCAAUAGAGGAAUAACAAUAGGGAAGCGGAGUAGUGAACCGCUCACUGAUUCGAAACCGCGACGCUCGUCAGGACUACAGAUCAUGAAGCAACUCAAGGCCACCAAAACGUUGGCAAUUGUGGUGGGAGUCUUUAUUCUCUCGUGGUUUCCAUUUUUUGUGAUUUUCAUCACUUGGCAAUAUUGCCUCGAGUGCUUCCAAAGUCUGCCGCCAGAAAGCGUCACAGUUUUAGUCAUAGUGUUUGUGAACGUUUUACCAGUGAGCAAUUCUGCAGCAAACCCUAUUAUUUAUACGUGCUUUAACAAGGAGUUCCGUACUGCCUUCUUACGUGUUAUCUACAAGUUUUUACGGAAAUCAGGCGGUGAACUAAUGUCAAAGUCAAACGGCCAUACCGAUACAUACACUUCUUGCACGUAA